AUGAAGCUGGUUCCUCCCGGCAAUUUCUGUUCCAGCUUGAUCCGACAGCGACCAGCUUUGCGCACUCCAUCCACCAUUACUCCGCGAUACCUAGCCUCCUACUCUUCCAUAUUCACGCCAGUGCCUUCACCGUCUUACCUGUCCUCUACCCGACGGCUAUCGCAAUGGUGCUCUGGAGCCCGCUGGAGAACGUUUCAGAGGAGACCUUCCGGCUAUAACUACGGGGAAAACGAUGCACAUACCCGGGAAAGUUGGAAGCGCAGGCGACACUCGAGAAGCAGCUACGUCCUUCUCGUAGCUACAAUCGGCGCUGCGACAUUGACGCCAGCAGCUCUGCUUGAGCUGGCAGAGAAGAAGAACCAGGAGGACGAGUCGAGCACUCGAGAGCGUGAGAUGCUCCACGCAUCAAGGGCAGAAGCACGGAGUAUAAGACGUACCGGGAGAGGUAUAGAAGACGACAGCGAUGGAGGUGAUACCGAAAGACAAAGGGCUCGGAAUGUCUUAUGGCGCAUAUAUGGCUUUCUGGAUGAGUACGUUUUCGAGGUGAUUGCUACGGGAUUUCGAUUCGUUCACCUGGUGGUUCUAUUUAUCCCGGUAAUAGCGAGCGUCCCAAUAGUUUUCCUUGGAAGGAGGGUGAAAGAUCGAGAUAACCACAGGAGAGGAGCUCUGCUAUGGUAUGCCCUUGUCGUGUACACCAUGGAGCGUGCCGGGUCGGCAUUUAUCAAGCUCGGGCAAUGGGCUGCUUCAAGAUCUGACAUCUUCCCGCCUGAACUAUGUGCUAUGAUGUCUUCCCUGCAUUCACAAGCGCCGGCACAUCCACUACAUGUUACGAAACGUACGAUUAGUCGAGCAUUCAAUGGCCUACCUUUUGAUGAGAUAUUCGAGGAAUUCGACGAAAAACCACUUGGUGUAGGUGCUAUUGCCCAAGUGUACAAGGCAAAGCUCCGUCCGGACCUGGCUGGCUCCCUUGAUCGUGCGUCUAAACCUACCAAUCUCCGCGAGAAGAUGAGGAGAAAUGUCAAUGUCCUGGUGAAAAGCACUCCAGAGAGCGUCCCAUCGUCAUACAUUGCGAUCAAGGUUCUCCAUCCAAAGGUCGAUAGGACCGUGCGACGAGACCUACGAAUUAUGGGUUUUUUUGCUACCUUAAUACACUGGAUCCCUACUAUGGAAUGGUUAUCAUUACCCGAUGAAGUCGAGAAGUUUGGAGAAAUGAUGAAACUCCAAUUGGAUUUACGGAUUGAAGCAGCAAAUCUAGCGUUUUUCCGGGAGAACUUCAAAUCAAGAACUACAGCUCGGUUCCCCUAUCCAUAUACUGAAUAUACCACCCGCGAGGUCCUAGUAGAAGAGUUUGCUCAGGGUAUUCCGCUCGCUGCAUUUUUAGAGAAUGGUGGCGGUGUGUUCCAACAUGACAUUGCCCAGGAGGGAUUGGACGCUUUCCUUCACAUGCUGCUCAUUGACAACUUUGUCCACUCUGACCUGCACCCUGGUAACAUUAUGGUACGCUUCUAUAAACCAAGCCAGCUGGACCUCUCCCUGAGUGUGCAGAGUCCCCACGGAGCCCUGGUAUCAGAGAGUGGGAAUACCGCAACAGAAUCGGUUCUUUCACGAUUGAGGAAACACCGCAAGGAUCCAAAAGCUUGGAACGAGACCCUGAAGCAAAUUGACGCUGAAGGAUACCGACCUCAGCUGAUCUUCAUUGAUACCGGUCUUGUCACAGAGCUCCAUGCUGUUAAUCGACGUGAUUUCCUUGACCUGUUCCGAGCCAUUGCUGAAUUCGACGGAUACAAAGCUGGUUAUCUCAUGAUUGAGAGAUCUCGUCAACCUGACACCGUCAUUGACGCCGAAAUAUUUGCGCUCAGGAUGCAGCAUCUCGUUCUCAGCAUUAAGGGAAGAACAUUUGCCCUGGGAAAUGUGAAACUCGGAGAUGUAUUGAGUGAUGUUUUAUAUAUGGUCCGGAACCACCAUGUAAGACUCGAGGGUGACUUUAUCAACGUCGUCAUCUCCGCUCUUCUCCUGGAGGGCAUUGGUAGGAGAUUGGACCCAGAUUUGGACAUAUUCAGAAAUGCAUUGCCAAUCCUCCGUCAACUCGGCUCGAAAUCUACGCUGCUCAAGUCCGUUCGUGAAGGGGAUACAUCCAUGCUCCGCGUAUGGGUUGGGCUAGAAGCACGAAGCUUCCUCAAAGCCAGCAUCUCCAGCGUGGAGAAGUGUGUGAAGUACGAUCUCCUAUCCCCGAACAUUUAG
Trichophyton rubrum CBS 118892 is the source of this 2241-nucleotide messenger RNA. Its product is annotated as Atypical/ABC1/ABC1-C protein kinase. Lineage: Eukaryota; Fungi; Ascomycota; Eurotiomycetes; Onygenales; Arthrodermataceae. Gene Ontology annotation, cellular component: mitochondrion. The transcript is spliced from 3 exons. The record is from RefSeq and is a predicted model, not a curated record. The coding region runs from base 1 to 2241 and encodes 746 amino acids.